AUGAAUGGCUUCAACUUAGAAAUGGAUGACUUUGAGACCAUAAAUGCUCAGGAAUCCGGUGGAUCCCCAGUAUUACCUGACUUUGCGGAAAUACCCCUUGGGGAACUGAACAACUUCACAUUCAAUGGAGUCUUUAAAAACAUAGAAAGUGUGACGGCAUUCCUGGAUUGCCUUGGAUCCCAGUUUACUUGGCUACAGGUCAUCUUUACCAAUUUCCCAGCUUUGCUUAAUUUUGUGAGCAAAUUAAAAUGUGUGACGGGCUUGUGUCCCAAAGACCUUGAGGAUUACGGCUGCACCUGCAGAUACGAGAUGGAAGGGCAGCCCAUUGAUGAAACGGACAGUUGCUGUUACCAACACCGCCAAUGUUACGAAGAAGCCACGGACAUAGACUGCGUCUGGGACCCGGCCAAAAUUUCCGCCGAUGUCAGCUGCCUCUCCAAGAAUCUCACCUGCGAGUCCGGAGAUGCUUGUGAGAAACGUCUAUGUGACUGUGACAAAGAAGCCAUUGAAUGUUUUGUGAACUCACACAUUAACUCCUCUAUCAAAGGAAUGGAUAUCUCGUUGUGCCCGGCUCCCGUUACAGAUUUGCCAGACACAACAGUCAAGAGAAUUGAUGUCGUCCAUCAGCCUCAAUUACAACAGAACAGAAGUGCAGAUGGAGCUAAUGUACCCACAAGAGAAGCAGUAGAACAAGUCGGGGUGCAGAAUGAUGUGACCUCGUUCCCUUCAGCUGAAGAGAUUGUCCCAGACAUGAGGACUACAAGUCUUCCUAUGGGCACGCCGGGGAUAGGGACACCGAGAAUUCUGACCACAGCAUUGGGCGUUUCAGGACUUGGCACUAUGAGAACUGGAGAAUCUGAAAGCAACCAAAGCUCCCCAAGGUCAUCCUCCAAUCCUUUAGGUGAAAGCAGUGUUGAAUCCAUAUCUCUCAGCACUACCACUAAAACAACCACAACGGCUGUUACUGAAAGUACAACCCAGAAAAACAGCAUUGUUCCCACAAAGACUGGAUUCAAGAUGUUAGAGGAAAGUACCGGCAAUGUUGACAUGUUCGAGGUGUCCCCAGUGACGGAGAGUGAACUGGAGGUGUCACUAGAAAAAGUGUGUGACAGGUAUAACUUUCUGCAAAUAAAUGAAGAAGGGAAUGUCAAUAGGGAGCUGCCAUUACUGGGGGAGAUGCUAUUUUGUUUGACUGGUCGAUGCCCAGAAGAAUUCGAAGGGUACGGCUGCUACUGUGGUCAAGAAGGGAAAGGGAGUCCAACAGAUUUACUGGACAGCUGCUGUUUUUCCCAUCACUGCUGUAUUGAGCAUUUGAAGAAAUUGGGUUGCCAACCACAGAGAAACAUAAGAUCUGAGGUUUUGUGUUUAGACCACAAACCAACAUGUCUUGGAUGGGGCAUCUGUGACAAGCUCCUGUGUGCAUGUGAUAAAGCAGCAGCUGAAUGCAUGGCGGCAGCACCAUACAACGAAACUGCCAGAUUAGAAAUCAGAAGAGAGUGUCAAGGUGACACAGUUUCGUGCAGAAAUGGAGGAUUUGAGUCAAAUCCAGACCGAGCUAUUGAGACCCAACCUGGGAGUUCCAGCUCCGAGUCGGAAGAGAGCAGUGAAGAGCAAAGUCCUAUGAGGGAAGUUGUGAGAUCAGGAAAUGCUCGCCAGGCAAGAAGGCCACGGUCUGUCUUUGUGGGAAGGAAAUAAAGGAGAACAACAUCACAAACCCUUUUGGUUAAAUGACUGCUUAAAAACAAAACUAAAAUGAAUGUAAUAUUGAUAUUUUUCCAUUAUUUGUACCAGUGGUAUCCAACGGGCUAGAGAUGUUGUGUGGCACCGACACUGUAGACUUAGCAGAAGAGUACUUGCACUCU
Xenopus laevis (African clawed frog) is the source of this 1862-nucleotide messenger RNA. RefSeq names its product otoconin 90 L homeolog (gene oc90.L). The record is from RefSeq and is a predicted model, not a curated record. The coding region runs from base 1 to 1695 and encodes 564 amino acids. The transcript has 19 exons. Lineage: Eukaryota; Metazoa; Chordata; Amphibia; Anura; Pipidae.